AUGUCAAUUUUUGGACGCACCACCUAUUCGGCCGCGAGCUAUGCGGCUUUCCGGCCGUCAUACCCACCAAGCCUAUUUAAUAAAGUCCUAGCUUACCACGCCCAGGGAAGCCGCGGGCCUUCUUCCCCUUCCGAGGCGGGGACUUUGCUCGAUCUCGGCUGCGGCCAUGGCCUCAUCGCUCGAGCUCUAGCGUCGCAUUUUCGCCGCGUGAUCGGGGUUGACCCAAGCCGAGGCAUGAUCGAGCAGGCCCGGUCCAUGACGAUAGGCAAGGCCGACAAUAUAGAGUUCCGGCAGGGCAAGGCCGAAGAGCUUCAGUUCCUGGACGAUGGGGAAAUCGACAUGGUCGUCGUCGGGCAAGCAGCGCACUGGUUCGACAUGGACAAGCUAUGGCCUGAGCUUGCCCGGGUGGUGAAGAAAGGGGGUUCGCUGGCCAUAUGGGGUUACAAAGAUAACAUUAUAGUGGGACAGCCGGAAGCCACCAAGAUCUACGACGAGUUUACGUAUAGCGACGAGAAAGUAGGCCCCGGGUUCGAGAGUAUGGGCCCUUACUGGGAGCAGCCUGGACGUCAGAUCAUCCGCGACUCACUGCAGGCCGUGAAGCCACCCUCGCACGAGUGGGUUGGCGAGCUAGGAGAAUUUGAAGGAUAUGUCCGGUCGUUUAGCGCGUACGUUGGCUGGAGAGACAACCACCCAGAGUCUAAACCCCGAACUGAUGGAGGUAGUGGAGACAUUGUGGAUGUCAUGUUUGACCAGAUCCUGGAAGCGGUGCCGGAAUGGAAGGCCAUAGGACCGGACGGAUGGCGCGAGGAGAAGAUAGAAGCCAUCUGGGGAACCGUUCUUAUAAUGGCAAGGAGGAAGUGA
This is a messenger RNA of Parascedosporium putredinis, 861 nucleotides long. Lineage: Eukaryota; Fungi; Ascomycota; Sordariomycetes; Microascales; Microascaceae. The record is from the annotation of a GenBank genome assembly.